Messenger RNA from Paramecium octaurelia, 123 nucleotides. The record is from the annotation of a GenBank genome assembly. NCBI's taxonomy places the organism in Eukaryota, Ciliophora, Oligohymenophorea, Peniculida, Parameciidae.
AUGUACAUUAAGUAUGAUCAGAGUUCAAAUUAUACAAGGGCCAGCAAUGAACUAUUGCAAAGAGUGAAUUGCAUAAUAACUCAAGGUUAACCUGAUCAUUUAGGAUUGCUAAACUCCUUGUGA